Molecule: messenger RNA, 2945 nt
Organism: Sciurus carolinensis (gray squirrel)
Lineage: Eukaryota; Metazoa; Chordata; Mammalia; Rodentia; Sciuridae
Gene: Spata1
Product: spermatogenesis associated 1
Source: RefSeq, a predicted model, not a curated record
CCAGCCCGCCUUGGAAAGUCCUGGGGCGGAAGGGCGGACUAAGGGCCCACUCCCCCACCCCCAAACCACCGCGGGGACCCGUGCGGCAACUUUUCUAAAGCUGGCCGCUCCGCGAUCGUCCAAGUGCGCGUCCUCCCCGAAGCAAGAGUCGCCGCGUGCCCGCCCGCCCCAGCUGGCUCGGCCGCCUCCGCCUGCCCCCGCCCCGCUCCGCCGCCGCCCCCGCUCACUUUCACGCGGUUGAGCCCGGCUUCCAGCCGGAGCUGCUGAACCACCUUCUUCAUAGCGGCGACGCUGGAAGAGCCAGACAUGGCGAAUUCGAGGGCCGGGCCGACUCGUCCGUCAAAGGGUCGGCAGGUCGCUGGUCGGCUGGGCCAGACGACUGGGCAGCAAGCGGCGGAGGCGGGGCUCCGAACUUUGUCUCUAAGUUUCCGGUUCUGUACUGGGCGACGCCACCCUCGGCGCGCAUGCGCGCCGCGCUUCGUCUGUGGUUCCAGCUCUCUGUCUGCUGGAGCGCGAGCGAGGAGGAGCGAGAGAAGAAGGGGCGGGGCGGUCUAUGGGCGUGGCGUGGCGGCGGCAGGCCAGCACGACCGGAUGCCAGUAUUCUCGUUCCCACUCGGGGAGGCUGAUUUGGGAGAGGUAAGGAAGGAGCUUGUGGUUAGCCGCCUAGACCCGAGAGGACAUUGAAGAGGACCGGUGAGGGAAGUCAGACGUUUGAAAGUCUCUAGAAGCUCUGGUGACCGAGGAGCCGGGAGGGCCCCGUUGUGCUCAGGGAGUUUGCGGCAGGGGUUGAGGGAAAGAAGGGGAGAGCCCAGCCGAGGCGGAGGAGCCAGACUGCCCCGCGCGAGUCUUCCGCACACCCUCGUAAGUCGUGUCCCGAAGUCACCCUUUGUCCAACGGCGUCCUCGGCCCGCUUCCCACCCGCGGACCCGGAGACGGAAAGGGGCGCGGAGCCCGCUGUGGCCGCCCAGGGUACCCGGCGGGCGAGGAGAACGGCGCUGGAGAAAAGAUCUCGGGGUUUUUGAUUUCUUUCGCCUCUUAAACUCUUGAAUCGUUUUUCUGGAAGAGUCUAUGAAGAAGCCAGGGUGCUGGCCGAAGAUUACAGCCAUCUCCUGUUAAACCAUCCCAUUUGAAGAAGUCUUACUGUACUUUUCAAAAUAAAACGUUUUUGUGUUCGGGAAAGUUUGCUCUUUUAUAUUUAAGUUGUAAUUACUUCCUACUUGAAAUCGAACCCCAAAGGAGUUUUUAGGAGGGAUAGGAUUUAACAAAACAAAGUAGCACAGCUAGUACUUCUGUUACCCGUGGAAACGUAUUAUGUCAUGACGCUAAAUAUAAAAAUAUUGUAUUUUUAUAAAGAGACCAGAAAUACAUGGAAUGCUAUUUUAAACAAGCCAAAAGUCUGUUAUAAAAUUAAUCUAAUACUGCUUAAAUGAAGAAAGAUAAAAAGACAACAAAAAUUCCAACUGUUAAUUAUCCCACUCAGACAUUGGUGAGUAUGUCUCGAAAUCCAAGUCAGCCUUCCUCAUCAGAGUUGGUGGAACUUCAUGUUUUUUAUGUCCCUGAAGGAUCGUGGAACUAUAAGUUAAAUACUAUUUCAAUAGAAGUUAUUAACAAAUUUAUUUCUGCUGGAUUUAUAAGAGUAUCUCCUCAACUUACUUUACAAGCCCUGAGGUUGCGCCUUGGUGAGUUCCUUGGUGAAGAUGCUGUUGCAGAAAAAUUUUUAUUCCUUAAAUGCAUUGGAAAUAAUUUAGCUGUGGUGAAAGAAAAGCAAGAACCAGAACUGAAACUCAAGUCAUUUGCUCCUCCAUAUGCUCUUCAACCAGAAUUAUAUUUGCUUCCUGUAAUGGACCAUUUAGGAAAUGUUUAUUCAGCAUCAUCAUCAGUUACUUUAGAUGGGCGGCAGAAUAAUAGUGAUAUUGCUGAGAUUGAUGGAACAAUCCAUAGACCAGUUAGUGUAACUCUGUCAAAGGAAGAACUUGGAAAGGAUCCCAGUUCCUUAGAAAACACAUUGAAAGACCUUAUUAACAAGAAUCAGGAAGAAGCUGAGGAAAUAGCCAUUCCUAAAGAAAGCCAGACUGUAAAAUAUCACAUUGGAAAUUCUGAGUUACCAGGAUCAUUGGAAGAUUCAAAUGAUUAUUUUACCAACAAAAAAAGUCAGUUUCUUUGGAAAAAUGAAGAAGAUACAACCACCAGUAGAAGACAGGACAGUCAGACAGGUGAAAAGGACCGAAUCACCCUGCCAGACCUCACUGAUUUUCCUUCAUUUCCUUGUCCACCUGUUCUUUCUUCAGGAGUAACUGAUAUAUCUCUAUUAAAGAUUGAGAGAGAGAAGAUUAUUGAACAGAUGAAACAAGUAAAGGAAGAAAGAAGAUAUCUGGAAAGAAUUAGAGAUGAACUAAUAAAAAAAGUUGAAAAGCUAUUUGAUCAAAGCAAAGUGAAACGAUAUCAUGCUUUUGAUGGUUGGAAGAAAAAAUAUUUGGAAACAAAGAAAGUCACAGCAUCAUUGGAGGAGGUUUUAACAAAACUUCGAGAUGAUUUGGAACUAUAUUAUAAAAAACUGCUCAUGCAACUUGAAGCCAGGGAGAUCAAGAUGAGACCAAAGAAUCUGGCAAAUAUCACAGACUCUAAGAAUAACCUUAUAAUCCAGAUCACUGAGGUACAGCAUGCAAUUGACCAACUUAAGAGAAAACUGGAUACUGAUAAAAUGAAACUCAUUAUAGAAGUUAAGAUGAGAAAACAAGCAGUUUCAGACUUACGCACACUGAAAGCUGAAAUGGCACAGAAGAAAACAAUACAUCUUUUCAAUCUCAAUUAGGUAUGUAAAUUUAACUUAUUUGUGAAAACUUUCAAUAUUUAUUUGAACAGAUUAAGCCUUGUUCUCCUAGCAGUGCAUUAUAUAAAUCAUAAGAUCCAUGUAGCAGUUUAAAAAUAAAUUUUUAAAAAAUCAU